Molecule: messenger RNA, 2887 nt
Organism: Toxotes jaculatrix (banded archerfish)
Lineage: Eukaryota; Metazoa; Chordata; Actinopteri; Toxotidae
Gene: mat1a
Product: methionine adenosyltransferase I, alpha
Exons: 10
Coding region: 212-1375 (387 amino acids)
Biological process (GO): S-adenosylmethionine biosynthetic process
Cellular component (GO): cytosol
Molecular function (GO): methionine adenosyltransferase activity; ATP binding
Source: RefSeq, a predicted model, not a curated record
CCAUGUGGACACAGGCGUGGAGUUUUGUAGGAUAGACUUUGUAUUGGCUGCAGGGCCAUUUGCCUCCCUUUCUUCAUUUCUCUCUUAAAGAGAACCAGCAGGAAUAUAAAGCAGCUUUUAGAUCUCUCUGGACUCCUUGUUGGUGGGAACUGAGGAACCUUUUCUCCCUGUGUGUGUUGAGUCUCGCCAAGUACCUGGUCCUUUAGAAAAAAUGAGUGAUCUGCUGGAUGACGGCUCUUUCAUGUUCACGUCGGAGUCCGUAGGAGAGGGACAUCCAGACAAGAUUUGUGACCAGAUCAGUGAUGCUGUCCUGGACGCUCACCUGAAGCAGGACCCAGAUGCCAAAGUGGCCUGUGAGACGGUGUGUAAGACUGGCAUGGUGCUGCUCUGUGGAGAGAUCACAUCUCGGGCCAACGUGGACUACCAGAAGGUGGUCAGAGACACCAUCAAACACAUCGGCUACGACAACUCAGACAAAGGUUUCGACUAUAAAACAUGUAAUGUGCUGGUGGCUCUGGAGCAGCAGAGUCCAGACAUUGCUCAGGGAGUCCAUGUUGACAGACAGGAGGAAGACAUUGGAGCAGGAGACCAGGGUCUGAUGUUCGGCUACGCCACAGAUGAGACAGAGGAGUGCAUGCCUCUCACCAUCGUCUUAGCCCACAAACUCAACGCAAAGAUGGCUGAUCUCAGACGCAACGGCACCAUUCCCUGGCUGCGUCCUGACUCUAAAACACAGGUGACAGUGCAUUAUGACCAGAGGGACGGAGCUGUGAUCCCCAAGAGAGUUCACACCAUUGUGAUCUCUGUCCAGCAUGAUGACUGCAUCUCACUGGAGGAACAGAAGAAGGUCCUGAAGGAGAAGGUGAUCAACACUGUGGUUCCUGCUAGAUAUUUGGACGACAAGACCAUCUACCACCUCCAGCCGAGCGGUCGCUUUGUCAUUGGAGGACCCCAGGGUGAUGCUGGUGUGACAGGCAGGAAGAUCAUUGUAGACACAUACGGAGGUUGGGGAGCUCAUGGUGGCGGAGCUUUCUCCGGCAAAGACUUUUCAAAGGUCGAUCGCUCGGCCGCUUACGCUGCACGCUGGGUGGCCAAGUCUCUGGUCAAAGCCAAACUGUGCAGGAGAGUUCUGGUUCAGGUGUCUUAUGCGAUUGGAGUGGCCCAGCCUCUGUCUAUUUCCUUGUUCACUUAUGGUUCCUCCCAGAAAACAGAGUCAGAGCUGCUGCAGAUUGUCAACAAGAACUUUGAUCUGCGGCCAGGAGUCAUUGUCAGGGAACUGAAGCUGAAGAGGCCAAUCUACCAGGAAACAGCCUCUUAUGGCCACUUUGGACGACCAGAGUUUACUUGGGAGAUACCCAAAAAGCUUGUCCUCUAAGUACUCCACCUGCUUGUUCUAAUCAACAACUCUUCAUGGGCUUUGACUGCCAACUCCAGCCACUGAUAGGACAUGUUUUAAUAGGAAGAACUAAAGCCAAAGUUAGGGAUAAGUCAGCUUUAAAGAGGCGAGAAGAUCAUUUUAAGAGUGGUUGUAGCCAAAGGGUGUAUAAUGGGACAUUCUCCCAAUGAGAAGAGAGGCAUUGCAGAGGACAUCUCAGUAACCUGUCCUUUUCUAUCCCACAAAACCUCCAAUUAUUGGUGCUUCAGAAACAUACAAACUAUCACUACUCAAAGCUCUUCCCUGUUAAUGUAAAGGAACACCACAGCAAAUAAAAUACUCUGAAGAUAAAUACACCACUAGAGCCAGAGUGUUUUAUCUCAGAGCUGUGAAUGUUCCUUUGUAAUGUACAGAAACAACCUCAGUGCUUCAUUUUCAAAAGGUGCUAUUGGCAACAGCAAGUAUUUCGUCACUGACUAUCACAUGAAUGUCUGAAGUGUAAUUUUUGCUCAACCAAAGGCUUGGCUUUAGAAGAAAAUUUAAUCUUUUUUGUUACGACUGUAAAAUUCUUUUUCUAAGUCUUAACUCGUAACGUAUGCUGCAGGAAGCUGUUUGCACUGUUACAAUCACCACUGUACAAGGAGACAGGGCAUUUAAAGUCAUUUAAGUCAAGACAAGUCAUACAAACGCAGGGAGAGCUCAUAUCUCUUAAGCAUAAAACAUGUUACAAUGACUCAAAUGUAAUGCAGUCUUAUGUUUUCAUACUUCUCUUCUUUUCCGUCAUGCUUUCAGCCCCGCUUUGUUUUAAUAUCAGCUUGCUUUUUAUUGUUACUCAGCUGCUGGCCGAUUUUUAUCUUCAUGUGUCUGUUUAUCUUUGUGUGUCUGUUUAUUUUUUACCUGCAGGCCUGCUGCUGUGACUGAGUCUGUAAAUGUGACUCAUUUUAACAAAUUAUUAGAAGUCUGAAGUCUGAUGAUUGUGAAUCAAUCUCCUCUUAACGGUGAAUCACCAAGCUGCGCAAUGUUGAUCCUAAAGUAUUUAGUGGACCACUGAUGUCUUAUAAUUGCUGGAUUUUGUUAGAAGCAUGUGCUAUAAAUUAAUAUCUGACAGAGUGCCUUGCUGCAGAUUUGUCUUUAUAUCUUGAAGAUAUUUUGCUAAUUUCUUACUCAAUGGGAAGACCGCUCUACCCAAAAACAUCCUGGGCUGUAGUUGAGUUACCCUGCAGGCCAAGAUUGUCUCCACAAAUUUCUCGCAAGGCAUUUAGAAAAUUGAAUUUUAAGUCAUCUUCCGUGAUUGCUGAAUCACAGAGUAUUUAAUCGAAUUCUGAAACACUUCAGAUGGCACAGAGGAAGUGGUAACAGUACUCCCCCUGGAAAACGUCAGGUCGGUAGAGGUUUAGGAUUUUUGCGGCAACAACCCAUGCCUUCAUCUACAGCCAGCAUUGUUUUUGUAAGAGAGGUGUUCCUCUAUUUAAUGUGUUGAAGUUGACAGAGAAACUGGACAAUGUAAAUAAU